Messenger RNA from Brachypodium distachyon (stiff brome), 3303 nucleotides. Its product is annotated as floral homeotic protein APETALA 2. Bases 1794 to 2930 code for a protein of 378 amino acids. The record is from RefSeq and is a predicted model, not a curated record. Lineage: Eukaryota; Viridiplantae; Streptophyta; Magnoliopsida; Poales; Poaceae. Gene Ontology annotation, molecular function: DNA-binding transcription factor activity; DNA binding. Gene Ontology annotation, biological process: regulation of DNA-templated transcription. The transcript is spliced from 14 exons.
CUCCGGCGGGAUUCGCCGGCGGAGCUCAGCUCGGAUCCCGGCGGCGUACGGCGGUACGGGCCGUUGGCAGGGGUGACCCAGGAAGGAAGGGCGUCCGCUUCCGCGUAGAGCUCUCCUCCAGCUCCAGCAGUUGAUUCAUGAUGCUGGUUCCCUGAGUUUGCUGAAAGUUGUUUGGCCAAAACACAUCAUGUGCCUGAAAAGAGGGGGGAUGCAGGUUCCAAGAUCCAGUGCAGGUUCUUGGAAGAUUGCUAAUCAGGCUUUGUGUCUCCUACUCUCCUUUCACCAAAAAGGGAGGUCCUCCUUUCACAGCUGAGCUGCAGUCGCCAGAAUGGGUCAUUUUUUUUCUGAAUUUUGUCAUCUGGUGUUAACUGUUUGUUAACUGCUAUUAACCUACAUUACAGGAAACACUGGUGUCAUAUAUUUUAGGUGCUUUUAGAGUUAAUGCAUUUCGCUUCUUUCUCAAUUUUUUUUUGCGUUGGCGUAUAUUUCUGAGUAUCAAACACAUCUGAGCUGCAUAUUCAUUCAUUGCAGGUUGCAACUUGCAAGCAAUUCCAAGUCCUAGAGAUGACAUCUGUACACAUGAGUAGAUGAUCCUGCCCAUAAGUGUUGUGAAACCUCAAACACGUUUCAUUCCGUACAUACAUAAUGCUGAAUCAUUGUCCUUUUGCUACCAGCUUCUAAAGGGCCUGCCUAUUAAUUAACCUCUGCAGUUUAAAUAGUCCUGUCAGUCAAGAAACUGGAGAACAUCAUGGCUAAUUUUUUUCCCCUUAAUGUCCACUGGAACCAACAGUCUCAAUGUCCAACAUCAUGUCUAUAAUGUGUUCAUAUGUUUCUCUUUGCAGAUGACAGAAGUGCUGUUGGAGUUGUACAUUGUCUGCAUGUAACUCAAGACUUUGGAGCUUUGCUCACUCCUCUCGAUUCAGGUGCUAGCAUGCUUGCAUGGGCAAGGGGAAGGAAGUGAGCUGAAAUGGGAUUUGAAGUGAUGGUUUGGAGGGAGCAAGAAAGGGGGGUGUGAUUGAUGAGCAGUAAAGAAGGACUCUGCAGCAGCAACCCUUGCAGGUCGCCUCAAGGGAGGACAGACAGAUAGAGGAGAGAGAGAGCACAGGGGUGGCAUGGACCUACAAAGCUGUUUAUGAUGGACAGCACUGCUUGGAGAUCCAGCACAAUAAAAGCCAUUGUUAUCAUCAUCAUCAUCAAAACGUAAAUACAAGCCUGCUUGGUUAUUCUGAGGAGGAUUUAUCCUGCAGUGUGCAGAGAAAGUGUAACUUUUACCUGCAAAGUAAAUGGAGUCCUCUGACAAGGAGUUGCUAAGCAAUGCCCAGAUGAGAAGACAACAAAAUAGAUCAAGGAACGCUUUGUUGUAACAAGGAGCUGAACAACACUAGCCAAAGACAUGCAUGCAUGAGCUCAUCUCAUGAAACAUUCUCCAAUCAACAGUUCAACACACAUGUGUGUCUGAAUUAGCUGCGGCCACGUCUCAAUCACUACUGGGAGAUCUUUUCCUUCCUUCCGUUUCCUUUCAGAGGCAGGCAGCCAGGCAAGCUAGCAGAAGCAGGCAGGCCACCUCAGCCAUCAGCAGCAGCAGCAGCAGCAGCAGCAAAACCAAAGUCCCAAACCCUGCACUCUGCAGAUGCAGAGAUCGGUUCUUUAUCACAGCGCAAGCGACUGGACAAGCACUUGCACAUCGAUCGAGAGUGAGAUACAGAGAGCGAGAGCUUAGCUAAGCUGCUGGUAGUAUAUACUGCAAGAGGGAGAGAGGGGCACCCGAUCGAAGGGGAGAGCGCGGGCCACAUAUGGCGGCCACCAGGAGGAGCGCCUUCUUCUACGGCGCCGGCGGCAUCGCGCUCGCCGCGGGCGGGGAUGAGGAGAUGGCGGAGGAGGACGGACGCCGGCGCUUCGCUCCUGUGCGGCCGGCCGUGGUCACCCAGCAGCUCUUCCCGAUGACGACGGCGGCGGCCAUGGCCGCGGGGGCGAGGCAGACGCAGCAGCAGCAGCUGGCGGUGGAGCAGUGCGUCAUGGCUGGCGCGGCGGCGGGUGGGGCGGGUGGGCAGUGGGCGCGGCCGGCGUCGAGGAAGAGCCGGCGAGGACCGCGGUCGAGGAGCUCGCAGUACCGCGGCGUCACCUUCUACCGCCGCACCGGCCGCUGGGAGUCCCACAUCUGGGAUUGUGGGAAGCAAGUGUACUUGGGCGGAUUUGACACAGCACAGGCUGCUGCAAGGGCAUAUGACCAAGCUGCGAUCAAGUUCCGGGGCGUGGACGCGGACAUCAACUUCGUCCUGGACGACUACGAGGAGGAAAUCAAGAAGAUGAGCAGCUUCAGCAAGGAGGAGUUCGUGCACGUGCUCCGGCGGCAGGGCGCCGGCUUCGUGAGGGGCAGCUCCAGGUUCCGCGGGGUCACCCUACACAAGUGCGGCAAGUGGGAGGCCAGGAUCGGCCAGCUCAUGGGCAAGAAGUUCGUGUACCUUGGCCUGUAUGACACAGAGAUGGAUGCUGCCAAGGCUUACGACAAGGCGGCGCUCAGCUGCGGCGGGGAGGAUGCGGUGACCAACUUCGAGCCCGAGGCGGCGUGCGACGGCGGCGAGCCGGAUCUGGAGCUCAGCCUGGGCUACUCAGGCGGAGUCGGCACCACCGCACACGCUGCCGCCGCGCCGCCGCAGGGCCACCGGAGGAGGACGAGCCUGACGCUGGAGACGCCGGAGGAGGAGGAGAAGGGGAGGGCGUGCUACUACCAUGGCAACAACAUGAGCAUCUGGACCAGGCCUUCGUCGACGCCGAACUCCGCACCCGGCGAUCAUCGGCAGCCGUACCCCGCCGCCGCCAGAGCAGCAGUAGCAGCAUCAUCAGGAUUCCCGCCGGAGCUGGGCGCGGCAGCAGGCGUCCAGCAGCUGAACCACCACCAUCGGCAGGGCGGCAGGCAGCCGUGGCAGUGAGCCAGUCUGCCAGUGACUGACCAGCAGUCGAGCUGCUGCUGCGUGCCAUGGCCUGAGAUCUUUUGAGAGAACACUUAGCUUCGAUCGGGCGCCCAAUUUUGGUAAGCAGGGGCGGCCCAAGCCAACCAAUGCAGAGGCAGAGCACGGCCAAUUCCUGUGCCGACUGCCGAGCUAUCAGUAAUUCCGCAGAGAUAAGCGAGAAGAAGGCCGUACGUGGCUUCAAAGAACUCGUUGUUAGUGAAGAGAUUUGAUGUAAUGCAAGCUUGGACUUCUGUCACGCGGAUUGACUCCAAACUUUGCUACGCGUGUGGAUGACCAAUUAUGCCAAUCUUUUGAUCAUGAGCAAAACUUUGGCUCUUGCUUGAUGGUGUCA